AUGCACACAUAUACCUUGAAGAAUUUUCAAACGGCAUUCAACCUGGACUUGGAGGUCAACUUGAGUGUCAAGCUACCCAUUCAGUACUCAGACCGUCUCAACCAUAUGGGAUUGGAUAUACAACAACAUCUCAUGAAGAGGGUAUUAGAAUAUCCGUUCGCGCAUCCGACCCAUCGAGGCGAUCUUUCCCUUAUUGCAGAAGAUUCCAAACAACCCUGA
This is a messenger RNA of Aspergillus pseudonomiae, 219 nucleotides long. RefSeq lists its product as uncharacterized. The coding region runs from base 1 to 219 and encodes 72 amino acids. The transcript is spliced from 2 exons. Lineage: Eukaryota; Fungi; Ascomycota; Eurotiomycetes; Eurotiales; Aspergillaceae. The record is from RefSeq and is a predicted model, not a curated record.